Molecule: messenger RNA, 2135 nt
Organism: Megalops cyprinoides (Indo-Pacific tarpon)
Lineage: Eukaryota; Metazoa; Chordata; Actinopteri; Elopiformes; Megalopidae
Product: proteasomal ATPase-associated factor 1-like
Exons: 12
Coding region: 199-1377 (392 amino acids)
Molecular function (GO): protein binding
Source: RefSeq, a predicted model, not a curated record
GUUAAGCGCACAUGCAGCGGAAAUUCCACGAUAUUAAUAUCAUAUGGAACGGCUAGUAGUGAGAACUGAUUAAAUAAGUCACGCAUCCACAUAAAAUCAAUAUUAGUAUCUGCGCAAUGCAUGCUUCGGACUGAUUCCCGUGAAUGAAAUCCAACUGCGUGCACAUCAUAACAAUCGUAUUUCCCAUGCAGCAACAAAAUGGAGGGACGGAUCUUGCUGCAAAGUGACUGGUAUACAGCAUUAAGAGAAAACGAGGGGGACGUUUGGGUCUCGUGCAAAAUACCAGGAAAGCCAACGGUGUACGGUAGCCUUAAAUGUCAAGGUGUCAGUCAUGAUGGUGUACCAGAAGUUACUUCAUCUGAGGAGUUCGAAGUAGUCGAAGUUUCAAAGAAAAGUAUCCACCUUUCCUGUCCAUCUGGACGAACGUCAUCCAAAUUCAUCGUGCCCUUCACGUCAUUUCCAAGGAUUCAUGAUAAAAGUAUAACGUGUUUGGACAUUUCCUCCGGUGGUGGUUUGGGAGUCUCCACCAGCACAGACGGCUCCAUGAAGAUCUGGAACUGUCAGAACGGGGAGAAUAGAAGGGAGCUGACGGGCCAUGUGUACGAUGUGAACUGCUGCAGGUUCUUCCCCUCGGGCAUGGUGGUCCUCAGCGGAGGCAUGGACGCGCAGGUCAAGGUGUGGUCCUGUGAGGAUGGGAGCUGUCCUGUCACAUUUAAGGGCCACAAAGGGGGUAUCCUUGACACUGCUGUCGUGGACCGUGGGAGAAAUGUUGUGUCAUGUUCACGCGAUGGCACUGCCCGACUGUGGGAUUGUGGGAAAUCGGCCUGCCUCGCCAUGGUGGUGGAUUGUGGAGCUCCAAUCAAUGGAUGCUCUGUGGGCGUGGCUGACAACAGCAUCAACCUGGGAACACCUCAGGAGACUCCAAGUGAUCGAGAGAUAGGAACCCAGGACAAAUUACUCCUUCUUGCCAGGGAAGACAAGAAGCUCCAAGGUGUUGGUCUUCAGAGCAGAACACCUAUUUUUGAAUUUCAAGGAUCAGAUGCGUUCAACUGCUGCACUUUCCUCUCCAGUGUGUAUAUAGUUGCUGGAGCCCAGGAUGGGAACAUCUACCAGCUAGAUGUGAGGUGUUUGAGCACACCUAUACAGGUGUUCCACAAAUCAGGAGCUCCUGUCCAUUCCAUAAUGCCCAUCAGAGAGGGGUUUAUUGCCAGCCAAGGUGAUGGAAGCUGUUUUAUCGUUCAGCAGGAUCUUGACCAUUCCAUUGAACUGACAGGGCCAGAUGCUGAUCCAGUCUACAAGGUGGCUGCGUGGGAGAAGUGCAUCUUCACAUGCUGCAGAGAUGGGCUGGUGAGGAAGUAUCAGAUCAGUGACCUCUGAACUGUGAAACUGGACCAAUACGUGGAAGCAGAGGACAGCAGUGGAGCAAUAGCUAGCCAUCUCUGUUGUGUUUUUGGCUGAUUCUGUAGGCCUUGCCUAUACUUUUCAGGGAAUGGACAUAUUUAACUCUGUUUGACCCUUUGCUGUUGCUGAUCUGUUAAAUUGUGUUAUUGAAAGUGGGCAGAAAUUAGGUUUUUUUUUUUUUUUUUGAAGCUAAAUGCUUAUGGUCAUUUGUCAGUAACCACUGAGUAAAUGCAACUUCAACAGAUAUUUAUCAGGGGGGAAAAUCCAGUUAUUUCAUGUUAUGCAAAAAUGUAUUUUUUGUAAGUUGUCAUUUUUGAUUUGAAAUUUGAUUGUUUUUUUCACCUUACAAUAUAUAAAGCCUGGGUUCAUGUUCCCUGAAUGGGGAUAUUGCUGGCUGUGAGAGUACACCCUUCCCUUAACAACUUACAAUCUAAAGCAAAUUAAAACAUUUUAUGUCAAACAUACUAUCACUGUACUACGAUACUAUCAAUGUUUUUUCUUGGAUCAUUCUAUUUUCUACACAACUCUUCACUAUGCUUAAGAAAAAACUUUUAGUACUUUGAUAUAUCUUUGUCAAUUAACCAUGACAUUAUGUUUUAAAAGGUUUAAUUAAAACUCAGUAAUUCUUGUACCAUUUGUUUAUGACGAUAUAAUGUUCAAGAGCUGAUGCCAGACGACCAUUGCCAACAGUCCGGCAAUAUGCCAAGCAAUUAACCAAUGCAAUGUUGCGAGGA